Molecule: messenger RNA, 7911 nt
Organism: Rhea pennata
Lineage: Eukaryota; Metazoa; Chordata; Aves; Rheiformes; Rheidae
Product: interferon-induced very large GTPase 1-like
Exons: 2
Coding region: 25-7422 (2465 amino acids)
Molecular function (GO): GTP binding
Source: RefSeq, a predicted model, not a curated record
GCUGGACACAGCACAAUCCCGGCCAUGUCUGCAGGGAAGAACACAACAGAAAAUGCUGCUGAGAGAGACAUUGGGCAAAAUGGACUGGCAGAGGUGCUGAAAGAAGUGGGCCUCUGCACAGAAUACUGGCUCCUUGUAUUAGAGAAACAGCUAGGAGUUACUGGCACACAAGCCUUGAAACAUCUGACAGAUGAAGACUACCUAAAGCUUGCAAGCAACGCACAGUACACAUGGGAGAAAAAAGCCCUGAAAGAGUUCCUUCAAGCACAUGGCAAGGCAAAGAUGAAACAGCAGCACAAAGAAUGUAUGGAGGAAGAAAGAAAGAGGCAAGAGGAAAGUAAAGCAACUCUGAGGGAAGUAAAGGAGUUACACUUGAAAGGCAGGGAUCACCAUAAAGAAGGUAAGCAAAAGAAAGAGGAAAAUUUGUGCGACACUCUAGAGUUCUCCAUGGAACCCAAACAUCCCUCUGGGAAGACUCUGGUGGAGGAGUUAGAGGCCAGACACAAGCAAUUGGAACAGCAGGAGGAAUCGGUGGGUAGGAGUGAGAAUGUCUCCGAUAAGGAAGUCCUGAGGCGAGCAUCAGGGGGACUGGCUCUGCAGGGCAUUUACAGAACUAACAGCCUUGCAGACAUGCUGGCAAAGCGAGAGCAGCUCAUCAACAUUCCUGAUGGAUUCAAGCUCACUGGUCCAGAACAAGGGUCACUGCUUGAGAAGAAAGAGUUUUCAUCCUCUUCAGCAGAAGCCACUUUUACCAAGUCCAUGGAGCAGCUGGGGUUCAGCCUCAGCAUUGCAGCCAAAGCCGGGUUCUGGGGCUCUAGUGUUGAAGGUGGUGUAGAUUACAGCAGCUCCUCACAGUCAGAGCAAACUCACCAGUCAUGCUCCGAGCAGGCAUACCUUUGCACCACUAAGUACCAGUACAUCCCUCUGGCCUCCUGCUACUUCCAGAAGCAUCAGCUUCGCCUCUCGGAUGCGGCCCUGCAGGAGCUGCAAGACAUUGAGCAACUUCUGAGCAUCACUGAGGAAGCAAACAGGAUCGACAUGCUGAAAAGCAGGUGUGGGAGCUUCUUCAGGACAUUUGGGUCCCACGUAAACCAGGGCCCCCUACACUUUGGGGGAAUAUUCUGGUGGAAAGCAUCUACAGAAGGGUUCAGGGCUGAGCAGCGGGAGAAGGUGAAGAGAAAAGCAUCUGAAGCACUCAGUUCCUACAUAGUGGCCAGCUAUAGUGGUAUUAGCUUCAGUGCAGCACCAAUACUUAAUAUAACCUCCAAUAAGGUAUCAGCUCAAGGCUCGGAUAGAAGAUCAUUUGAAGUAGAAGUUCACCUCUCUGUGGCCCAGACUGGUGGCCCAGCUGGGGUAGAUUCCCUCAAAUCCUGGAAAAAUGAACUAAAAUGCAGUAACACAUCCUGGUGUGUUAUUGACCGAGGCUUUCUGCUGAUCCCAGUGUGGGACAUAAUCCUAUCCAAUCAUGGACAAGACUUCAGAAAUGUUCAUCAGCUGAGCAGCAGCCUCCGGGAUGCCUAUGAAAGAUUAACAAACCUACCUGUAAAUACAUUGCGUGAGGAGGGAACAGUGAGUGCUUUGGGACAAACCCAGUCAUUCCUAGAGGAAAUCAAGUCCUGGGAAGUCAGUGGGAGUGAGCAGCAGCUAAUUAAAUUGAUGAUCUUCAAGCAGAAUCUGAAUGAAAAAACAAAGAGCAACAAGAUCUGGGUGAGCACUUGCCUGGCAGACAAGGUGUUGCAAGAUUUCCUGGUAAAAACAGUUUCAUUAUGCAAAUAUUCAUCUCUUCCUAAUACCUUGUCCAUAAAAUUUAUCUUGCGUUGCCUUCUUGAUCCUUAUAUCUAUUCAGUGGACAAUUUCCCCAAAUCUUCUUUCAUUAUGCAGUGGGUAUUUCAUGAUGAAGAAGAGCCCCCCAGAACACCAUGUGUCUAUGAAUUCACUGAUUUCUUGCACAGUCUUCAGAAAAUGAAGGAACUCAUGGAAGAAGCUGCAUCUCUUCCAGAGGUAGAGACAGAAGUAAAAGUUAAAGUCAGUUUAAAUUUGAGUUUAGCUUUGUGCUCCUUCCUGAAGACUCUAAGAGAAGGAGAGGAAACAGAUGUAGCAUCAUUACUACUCUGCAUUGCAGAGAGUGCAGGAUAUCGAGAAGAAAACAGCACUUUUCAGUAUCUCCUUGAAUUGCCAGAAGUUAACUUCAUGUUAAGUGAAAUGAAAAAAGCACAUGAAUACUACAUGAAUCUGAGGAACCAAGCCACUUCCAGAGCUCAAGCUUUCCUGCUCCUGACAGCUCUGAGUACAACAGCGAAACGCAAAGACAUGUCUCCAGAACAGAAGUUUAAUUUCUUGACUCAGAUGAAGCAUAACAUAGGAAACUCACUGUCAGAAGAAGUCAGCGAUAUCCUGAAAAAGCAUGGUAGAUGUGAUCCUGGAGGUGCUCUGGAAAAAGAUCUAAAUUCCCUUAUAAAUGGAGAAUAUGCAGUCUUCAACUGUGAUCUGCAGAAAGAAGUUAUAAAGCAGGAGCUAAUUAACAUUUGUCAGGGGACUAAACAGAAAGAUUCAUCAAAGUCAUCACCCUCAGCAGAACAGUCAGAUGAUCCUAAAAUGAAUGAGGGUUCCGGAGGCCAAGAGUUCCUCAAUUUGAUCAAACAACUGGGACUAGAAAAUUACUACCCGAGGAAAAUGGGGAUUGCAGAUUUUCACAUUAUUGAUAAGACAUCUCUAUGUGACAGCCAGCCUAGAACUGGCAGUGAAUACCCCUUCUAUUUUUUGCAGAAGCUGCUGAUGCUAGAUUAUCGUGUAAGAUAUCUGGUUUGCCAGGAUGACAGCAAAGCAAAAGAAGGCAUUCUGAGCACACUGAAUGCAACAAGCCUUGGUCCUGAGUGCUCAGAUGAUUACUCAGAUAUUUACAGUGAUUUUUUAAAUGCUAAUCAUGAGGAAAUCAAUGUCUCUGUUACAACAGGUCUGACACACAUACAUCCCAUGGACCUCCAGAUGGCAAUUUUUCAUUGUGCUGAUGAUUUCAUGAGACAGUACAUUUCAACAAAGCUCGCUUUUUGCCAGUUUGCGCUUCCCCUCCUAGUACCAAAUCCAUGCACCUCACAGAUAGAGUUCCCUCUCUGGUCCCUCAGCCAAAUUAAAAAGAGCUGGAAAGGGACGGAAAAGUUGGGAAAGCAGACCACAAUUAAGAAUCACAAAACCAAACUGAUUUACCAGGCAGACACACCCAUUGUGUCCUUCAUACGGAUUGGGAGUUCUCCUUCCUCUUCCAAGUCGCAGAUCCUGAAUGCUCUGCUGAAUAAACACAAACACGACACUUUCUUCCAUCGACACUGCAAAGGCAGCACCAAAGACUGUCUUCUGAUGAAAGGUGUUGUGGAGAUCUCUUGGUACUGUCCCAGUGGAAGAAAUGAUGACAGAUUUGAGAACUGCAUUGCAUUCACUAACUUACAUGGAGAUGCAAGAGAACACAAACAACAAGUUAAAUUUGUACAGGAGAUAGCUUCUCUAAAUGUGGUCCUCCUUACCACUUCUGAUGAGAAUGAGGUAGGUAAGCAGCUUGUACGUGAUCUCUUGAAGUCCCCAAAGCCUUUUGUUUGCCUUCUUACUGAGAAAGAGGGCACUCCUUUGCGUAUAACUAAACGAGACAUCAAAGUAUCUGACAAGAGCAAUCUCAACAUAAAAAUACCUAUCAAGAACAAAAACGAGGCAGACUUAGUUGAUGAUUUGGCAAACACAAUCAGAGGUUUACUAGAAUAUGCAGAGGGUAGUAGCAGUCUGGACACAUGUGCGGGAACUGCUCGCCAAUAUGGAUUUCUUAUUGAUGAAGACAAAGAAGAUUGCAAAGAGGCCAAGGCUACGGCACAAGCACUGGUGGCCUUAUGCAAGGAGGAGAAUAUAGCAAGCGUGAAGGAAAAGCUGUUGCCUCUUCAAGGAGAAUUAUGGCAUGAGUGGUGUAGGAAAGACAAGGAACUCACUCGCCUGCUAGAAAAGAGAAACAGGAGCAUUGAACAGCAUCGCAGUGAAAUUGAGUCAGAAAAACAUGCUAUAAGACAGAAGCAGUUGGAAAAAGGAUUCCCCCCAAAUGAGCUAAUGAAGCCAGUCCUGAAAAUUAUUCUGUCAGAUUCUGAAACCACCAAAAAGUACUUCCUGCAGUGGUUGAAAAUAUUCAUGGAUGUCUUGUCAGCUGACCACCUUGCAGAACUCCAGCAGAAAUAUCAUGCCUUGUGGACAAAAAUGAAGGAGAAAAAACACCCUGCAGAAAAUGACAAUGCAAGAGAUAUAUUAAGGCAUAAGUUAGAAGCAUUGUCAGCUGAGAUAAGUGCUUCUACAAUAGGUCUUGAGCACAUUCUGAGGGAAGCUGGGCAGAUUUAUGAAGCUUUGAAUGUGAAUACUCAAAAAGAUGAGUAUUUUCUUCAGCUGCCACAGAUUGCAGCCAAUCUGAUGGUUUCAGGGUAUCCAAUUGAACUGAUGGAUGGUGAUGCUUCCUAUGUACCAUUACAAUGGAUCGGGGCAAUCUUUGACAAAUUAAUUGAAAAGCUAGGGGACAAAAGAGUGUACGUUCUUUCAGUGCUUGGCAUCCAGAGCACAGGGAAGUCAACCCUGCUCAAUGCCAUGUUUGGUCUUCAGUUUAAUGUCAGUGCGGGGAGGUGCACCCGCGGAGCGUUUAUGCAGUUGCUUAAAGUGGAUGAGAAACUCCAACAGGAUGUGAACUUUGAUUACAUGCUGAUCGUUGACACAGAAGGACUUCGUGCCAUAGAGGUGGCCAAUAAACAGUCACUUAAUCAUGACAAUGAGCUAGCCACCUUUGUCAUUGGCAUCGGCAACAUGACUCUGAUCAAUGUCUUUGGAGAAAAUCCUUCAGAAAUGCAAGAUGUCCUGCAGAUAGCUGUGCAGGCUUUUCUGCGGAUGAAGCAAGUCAAUCUCUCCCCAAGCUGCUUGUUUGUGCACCAAAACGUUGGAGAAAUAACUGCAAAGGAGCAAAACAUGGAAGGACAAAGACGCCUGCAGGAAAAGCUGGACAAAAUGACACUGACAGCUGCCCAGCAGGAAUUCUGUGAUGCCACCUGCUUCAGCGAUGUCAUCCGCUUUGACGUGAACACCCACAUUCAUUACUUUGCUCACCUCUGGGAAGGAAACCCACCAAUGGCACCACCUAACCCCACUUACAGCCAAAACGUGCAAGAGUUAAAGAGUAAAAUUCUCCAAGCUGCCAAGAAGGAAUCACAGGGCAGUAUAUUAAGGCUCUCGAGCUUGAAAGUUCGUAUUAGUGACUUGUGGAAUGCCUUGCUAAAUGAAAAGUUUGUUUUCAGUUUCAAAAACACUCUGGAAAUUGCCACAUACAACAGGUUAGAAACUAUAUAUAACCAGUGGACCUGGCAGCUGAGAAGUCACAUCCUGGAUUUGCAAAUGAAACUGAACAAUCGUAUUAAAAAGGGAGAAAUUCAGCACAUAACCCGAAAAAGCCUUAUGGAGGAAGUUCAAGAGAAAUAUGAGACUAUCUUGAAAGAUUUGGAACAGUAUUUUAGGGAAGAUGAAGACAGUGGGAUUUUGAUUCAGUGGAGAGCAAACAUUGAAAAUAAACUGAAAGAUCUGAAAGACGUGCUUGUUGAUGAGACACAGAGGAAGUCUUCAGAGUUCAUUGAACUGAAGAAGAAUCACAGUAAACUGGAUCAGAAGAAGUCAGAAUAUGAACAUGAGCUUUUCAAAAGAAGCCAAAUGCUGGCUUUGUCACUAAAGAAUGAAGAGCUGAAUGAAGAAAAGCUGAGACAACACUUUGAUGUCGUUUGGAAACAAUGGGUCUAUGAAGUAUCUUCAAAUGCACCUCCUUCUGCAGAACCAAACAUAAACCUUGAUAUUCAGAAUAUUCUGCUGGAGCAUUUCAAACAAGAACCAAACAUAGACGAGAAAAUAAAGUGUUUCUUGCAGAAAGAUGCAUUUACCACAGAUAUUUCCAAGCAUGUUGUCUUGAAGGGAGCACUGCCAUUCACAAAAAAGCCUUUGGACAGCUAUGAUAUAACCAGAAUUGAGCAACUUGAACAGCGCAUCACACAGCUCGUCAGCAUGACCAUCGACACAAAGGAACAGGAGCAAAUGGAUUACAACCAAAGUUACAUUCAUGAGAUACUCAAUGAAAUAAGAAAACAGGUGGACUCUGUAGCCUGUAACUCCAAAUAUAUCUUUACUAAUGGAUACAGAAUAUAUUUAUCAAUGUCUCUAUGCAAAAUGGCAGCAAAAAGGUUUGAAAAUAUGCAUAAGGCUUUCAAAAGAGCAAACGAUCCAACUUUCUAUCUGGAGAGCAAGAGAGAAGACUUCUUCAGAAGUUUCCAGAUUUCCUGCCAAGGAGCAACUUCUAUCACAGCAUUUGCUGGUUUUGUGUGUGACAAGCUUUCAGUAGCUCUUCGACAGGCAGUGUAUGCAAAGACUGCUAUUGACAUAGCCUGUGAGAUGAGGUCUAACUAUCCACCUUUCAAUGGCAAUCGAUCUAAACUUGAAAUGGCUAUUCUCAUUUCUCUUGCAGAGGAAGAGAAUUUUGAGAAGUUCAGGCAGUACAUUCAUUUCCCAAAAGAUUUUUUAGAAAGUUUCAUCGAAAAUUGUGUUAAUAACUAUUGCUUAGACAAGAAAAAUCCAAGGCUGAAGAACUUCUUAAAUAUGUCCCUGAAUUCAUUUCAGACUCUUAUUGUUUCUGCUAUUUUUACUUCUACUGAAGUUGUCAAAGACAAAUGCGGAAAUGUAUCCUUAUGGCUGGAUGAAUUUUGUAGAAGACUUGGAGAUAAUUUUGAACUUCCCAGAAGUGAUCUGAAAAACAUUGAACAUCAGGAAAUACAUGACAUAGAAUUCCUUAAGGAGGCAAUCAGUAAAGCACUGAUCCCUGUGCUAGAAAACCUGAAACAGGAAUUUUCAGUGACUGAUAUGAAACCUUUUAUCUUGAAACCUCAUAAAAUAUUAUUUGAACAGCUCCAUGGAUGCUGGGAGCAAUGUCCAUUCUGCAAGGCUCUUUGCACAAACACAAUACCUGGUCAUCACGGGGACCACAGUGUUCACUUCCAUCGUCCUCAAGUCCUGAAUGGUACCCAGUGGGUUAGAACAAACCAGUUUGUCAUCGAGAUUUGCUCCAGUCUUGUAGCAAGUAACUGUUUCCUUGUGCUUCACGGUAACAAUGAAAUUUCCUUUAAAAAUUAUAGAAAAGCAGGACCAGCUUAUGCCAACUGGAGCAUCACACCAGACAACUCCACACAAGCAUACUGGAAAUGGUUUGUGUGCCAUUUCCGCUCACAACUGGAACAAGAUUACUGUGCAAAAUUUGAGGGCAAAGGAUCAAUCCCUCCAGAAUGGGAGAAGUUUACAAAGAAAGAUGUGAUCUGUGAGCUGAAACAGCUAUCAACUCAACAUGGCAUCUCACAGCACGAAAUCUGUCUGUUAAUGGACUGAAUGUAUUGGCAUCCAUUGCAGGCAGUCAAAGAGAUUCCAGCUGGAAGAAGAAUUUUAUUUUGUACUUUUUUAUUUCAGUUCCUGUUCUUAUUUCCAGAAAUGUGCAUAAAACAAACUCAAGGGCUAGCCUUCUGGAAAGAAACCGAACAAUAGUCGGCAGAAUCUGCAAGAUAUGAACAUAGAUGAUGCCAUGGUCAAUACAUAACAUCUUUGACUUUCUGUAACCCAUUUGUGGAGGGUGGGUUUAACUUAGAAUCAUAGACUCCAAGAAGCAGUCUUUGCUGAAGUCUGUAAUUUUAAAGUCAAAAUGGAUCAAUACGAUCCUCUCAUCUGAUCUCCUCAUGAAUGGAAAUAUCAUGGAAUUUUACUGUUAACCAAGUCAUAGCUUGUGUUUGAUCCAGUAUCUCUGCUCUGUCUGUAACACACUUUCACACGCUUAUAGCUCUGUAUCAGUAAUAAACAUUAACGAAGGCCUGCUGCCUGCUCUCA